GAGCAACAGGCAGGGUUAGAGGGUCUCACAGGAGAGCAGGAUCAGGAUUAACCCAGCUCCUCCGGCAGGGACACUGCAAGUCCAGCAGGAUGCACCAUGAGGAGAUCUCACCCUUGCUUCGUCCCAGAUACGGCUCCAUAGUUGAUGACGAAAGGCUUUCGGCUGAGGAAAUGGAUGAAAGGAGACGGCAAAAUAUUGCAUACGAGUAUUUGUGUCAUCUUGAGGAAGCGAAAAGGUGGAUUGAAGCCUGCUUAGUCGAAGAACUCCCGCCAACCACAGAGCUGGAAGAAGGUUUGAGAAAUGGCGUGUACCUGGCUAAACUGGGAAGAUUCUUUGCUCCAAAAUUGAUCUCUGAAAAAAAGAUUUAUGAUGUGGAACAAAUACGUUUUAAGAGAUCUGGCCUUCAUUUUCGACACACAGACAAUACGGUGCAGUGGUUACGAGCCAUGGAGUCCAUUGGGUUACCUAAGAUAUUUUAUCCAGAAACGACAGAUGUUUAUGAUCGGAAAAACAUCCCACGUGUUAUAUACUGCAUUCAUGCACUGAGUUUAUAUCUCUUCAAACUUGGCAUUGCGCCCCAGAUACAGGAUUUACUGGGAAAAGUUGACUUUACAGAGGAAGAAAUCAGCAAUAUGAGGAAAGAACUGGAAAAAUAUGGCAUUCAGAUGCCGUCUUUUAACAAAAUUGGAGGAAUUUUAGCAAACGAGCUCUCCGUCGAUGAAGCUGCCUUACAUGCUGCCGUGAUUGCGAUUAAUGGGGCUUUGGACAAGGGAAUUGCAAGUCAAACGAUGGUAACACUCAGAAACCCCAACGCAAUGCUUCUAAAUGUGGAAGAGGGUUUGGAAGACAAUUACCACAAAGAGCUCGUACAAGCAAAGAAAAUUAAAGAGGAAAAUGCAAAAUUAAAGAAUAGUGUCAUUUCUGAAGAAGAAAGGGAUGUAUAUGAAGAAUUACUUACCCAAGUCGAGAUACAAGGCCAUAUCAAUAAGGUUAACACCAAUGUAGCCUUAGUCCAAGUAAAUGAGGCCAUUGACAAGAACGAUGAAGUUGCUCUAAUGCAGAGUCUGCUGCUCCCUGUUCUGAGUCUCUUUGAAGUUCAGCAGCAAAAUUCGUCAUGGUACCUGACACAGUUGUGUAAUUCUAAAGAACAGAAAUCGCAGAAAGCAGGUGUUCCCAGUACUCUUGACAAAAGCGAGGUUCAGAAAGACGUUAGUGUUGCCAAUAAGGAUUCUGAGGCUCAUGUUCUUAUGCUAAAUGCAGUUGAAAAGAUCAAUAGCGCAAUUCGUAACUUAGAUUCUGCCCAAACUCUGGCGACACUCAUGCUCCCCGAGGCCCGUUUGCCUGAUGUCCACCCAUUUGCUGAAACUUUGUAUCAGAAUGAGCUUCUCAGCCUUCAGAAUCAAAACCCUGAGAACUACUUGGCACAUGAAGAGCUUUUUAUUGCUGUGGAGAUGCUAUCUGCUGUCGCUCUGCUGAAUCAGGCUCUGGAUAACAAUGAUAUCAAUGCGGUUCAGAUGCACCUUUCCAGCCAAUCAAUUGGCCUCAACAACCUAGAAGAGGACAAUGUGCAGCGCUAUAUUGGAACCUUGAUAUCUGUGAAGAGAGAGACGUCGGCCAAAGGACAAGGCUAUCUGAGUUGGAAUGAGAUUCAGAGCAGUAUUGAUAAUGUAAAUGGCGAGGUCCAGGAAGAAAAUGAAAGGAUCAUUGCAAUUGGUAUAAUUAAUGAUGCAAUUGACCAAGGUGUUCCGCAGAAAACACUAGAAGCACUUUUGUCACCUAGCGCCAAACUUCAGGCGGUUUCUCCAGAAAACGCAUUGCAUUAUCAAGAUGUCCUCCAGCAAGACAAGAUGUCAAAAUGCAAGGAUUCGAAUGAUGAAGCUGCAGCUCUUUGGCUAGACGAAAUACAGAAAGGCAUUCUCCGAGCGAACCAGGACACAGAAGAUGCUCACAAACUGUCAGGUGGUGUAGCAGAAAUUAACUUGGCUCUGGAAAAGAAUGAAGUGCAGAGUACCCUAUUGGCCUUGCAGUCUUCUAAGACGGGACUAAAAGGAGUGCUUCCUGAGUGUUCCGAAACGUAUCACAACAAGCUUUCUGAAGCCAAGCAGAAAAAGACUGGUGAAGGAACCGAGGAGAGUUCUUGGAUGAAGUUAAGACUAAAAGAUAACUACUACUAUUUUUACAAUUUUGAAACUGAAGAAGGAAGCUGGGCUGAGCCAGAAGGGAUCACUACAAAGAGUUCUUGGCUUACUCGGGAAGAAAUUCAGACCAUCGUUGGGAAUAUCACCGCAGAUUAUAAUCGGGAACAGUUGUGGAUGGCCAAUGAAAGCCUCAUUACUUUGUUACAAGCACGAAUGAGGGGCUACCUUGUCCGAAAAGGUUUCAGAGAGAGGAAAACAUAUCUUCAUCAACAGGAGCCUUCCACUGUCAAACUCCAGGCGUCUUGGAAAGGAUACAAACAGAGGAAAUCCUACACAGACAGACUAAAACUGUUACAAGGAAAUAUUGUGGGUAUAGUCAAGAUUCAGUCUUGGUACCGGAUGUUAAAAGCAAAAAAAGCUUACCAGAAACGACAGCAAUAUUUCAAGGAACACGAAAAAGAGAUCAUUAAAAUACAAGCAUUUCUUAAGGCUAACAAAGCCAGGGAAGACUAUAGAACAUUAAUUAAUUCUGAUGACCCACCACUGAACGUUGUGAGAAAGUUUGUCUACCUUCUGGAUCAAAGUGAUUUGGACUUUCAGGAAGAAUUGGAAGUGACACGGUUGAGAGAGGAAGUUGUCACAAAAAUUAGGUCAAACCAACAGCUGGAGAAAGAUCUGAACAUCAUGGAUAUUAAAAUUGGGCUUUUAGUAAAAAAUAGAAUAACACUGCAGGACGUUGUGUCCCACAGUAAGAAACUAAACAAGAAAAGCAAAGGCCAAGUUGAGGAGAUGUUGACAGUGGACAAACAGGGCAUUAAGGGGCUCAGUAAGGAAAAGAGAAAGAAGCUUGAGGCCUAUCAGCAUCUUUUCUAUCUCCUGCAGACUAACCCGACCUAUUUGGCCAAGCUGAUUUUCCAGAUGCCACAAAAUAGGUCGACCAAAUUUAUGGAUACAGUGAUCUUCACACUAUAUAACUAUGCUUCUAAUCAACGAGAAGAAUACCUUCUGCUAAAACUCUUUGAAACUGCUUUACAAGAGGAAAUAAAGUCCAAAGUUGACCAAAUACAAGAUAUCGUCACUGGAAACCCUACUGUAAUAAAAAUGGUGGUCAGUUUCAACCGUGGUGCUCGGGGGCAAAAUACCCUGCGACAACUGCUGGCUCCUGUAGUUAAAGAAAUUAUUGAAGACAAGUCACUCAUUAUAAAUACCAGUCCUGUAGAAGUGUACAAAGCGUGGGUAAACCAGCUGGAGACCGCCACCGGCGAAGCAAGCAAGUUACCAUAUGAUGUCACAACUGAGCAGGCACUGUCCCACACUGAAGUCCUUAAUAAAUUAGAGUCCUCCAUCCAAAGCCUACGAACGGUGACUGACAAAGUGCUCCAGUCCAUAUUCUCAUCUCUGGAUCUUAUUCCUUAUGGAAUGAGAUAUGUUGCCAAAGUUUUGAAAAAUUCCCUGCAUGAAAAAUUCCCGGAUGCAACGGAAGACGAACUGUUAAAGAUAGUUGGAAACCUCCUUUAUUAUCGGUACAUGAACCCCGCUAUCGUAGCCCCCGAUGGGUUUGACAUCAUUGACAUGACAGCUGGAGGGCAGAUACACUCGGACCAGAGGAGGAACCUGGGUUCUGUGGCCAAAGUCCUUCAGCACGCUGCCUCCAAUAAACUAUUUGAUGGAGAAAAUGCCCACAUGUCCUCCAUGAACACCUACCUGUCGCAGACAUACCAGAAAUUCAGGAAGUUUUUCCAAGCGGCUUGUGAGGUUCCGGAACCCGAGGAGAAAUUCAAUAUUGACGAAUAUUCAGACUUGGUGACUCUCAGCAAACCUGUAAUAUACAUUUCAAUUGAAGAAAUUAUCAACACUCAUUCACUGCUUUUAGAGCAUCAGGAUGCCAUAUCUCCUGACCACAAUGACGUCCUACACGAGCUGCUAGAGGGUCUAGGAACUGUCCCUGACGUUGAAUCCUUUCUUGGUGAAGGAGCGGUGGAUUCCAAUGAUCCCAACAAAGAAACUGCCCUUAGUCAGCUGGCAAAGACCGAAAUAUCCCUUUCGCUCACCAGCAAGUUUGAGCUUAAAGAAGGGCAACAUAAAGACAUGAAGAGCUUGAUGAUCAAGACUAAGAAGCUGAUUGUUGAUGUGAUUCGUACUCAGUCCGGUGGUACGUUGAUUGAAAUCCUGGAAACACCGGCCUCCGUGCCGCAGGAAAGUGAACAUUUAAAAGUGGUCGAGAAAAGAGCAGCUCUAGAUGCCAAGACUCCAGAUAAGAUGAAGCGAAGCAAGUCCGUGCUGGAAGAUAGCGAGCUGCCCUUGGAACAGAAGAAAAGGAAAAUUCAGAGAAAUCUCCGCAUGUUAGAAGAAGCUGGACUUGUGUCUGAAGGGAUGAAGUAUCAAGAGAUCAUCAAUGAGAUUGCGAAGGAUAUCCGUAACCAAAGACGGCACCGGCAGCGACGAAAAGCGGAACUUGUAAAACUGCAGCAAACUCUCAGCGCACUAAACUCCAAAACUGCAUUCUUUGAAGAUCAGAUAAAUUACUAUAACACGUAUAUCAAAACCUGUUUGGACAACUUAACUAGAAAGAACUCAAGGCGUUCCAUCAAGAUGGACGGAAAAGGGGAAGAAAAAAGCACAAAGAAAGUUAAACAUUCUGCUCUGAGAUAUACGGCGUCAAGGUUACACGAGAAAGGUGUCAUUUUGGAGAUAGAGGGACUUCAAACCAACCAGUUCAAAAAUGUUUUAUUUGAUAUCACGCCAGGUGAUGAAGUCGGGGACUUUGAAGUUAAAGCAAAAUUUCUUGGUGUUGAGAUGGAGAAAGUCCAGUUGCAUUUCCAGGACUUGCUCCAGAUGCAGUACGACGGUGUUGCAGUUAUGAAAAUAUUCGACAAAGCGAAAGUCAACGUGAAUCUUCUUAUAUUUCUCCUGAACAGGAAGUUUUAUGGAAAAUAGCUGAUGUGAUGGGUAGACGGACCGGAAUCCAUGCAUCAAAAUCAAUUAUUAUUUGGGGGUUUUUGUAUCUUUUUUUUUUUUUUUUAUUAUUUAAUAUAUUAAAUGAGGGAAUAUUUGAAGAAAAAUAUAUUUGAAUUCAGAGAAAUUUAAUUAAGUAACCAAAAUUAAGCGGUUGAUUGUACAUUGGUGCCUUUCCCCCCCCCUUUUGAUGACAGAGGGUUCAUGUAUUUAUGAACAUUUUGUCGGCUUGAAGUUGUUUGCAGUGCAAUACAUUGUCCCGAGCACUGCUGCACACGUUACUGAUCAUGUGAUUUCUCGGUGGAUAAUCACGUUAAUUUAAAUGCACGCGGUUUUACUAUGUAUAUUUUUUUAAUUGUUGGGAAAAGUAGUACACUAUGACGAUAAACAUUUGAAAACAUGCCUACUGUCUUUUUUUUUUUUUUUUUGUCUUUUGUCCGAAGGCAAAUAAAUAAUUAAUAAAAAUCAAGGAAAAAAAAAUAGUAACUGUGUAUACGUAGAAUCAAAUACAUAUUGUAUGUAAACAUCCAGCUCAGGAGGGUGAUAUGAUUUCGGACUUUCAAUAUAACAUAAUCAUAUUUUUGGAUGAGUCAGUGCUGACAGCGGGUAAACUAACACUUUGCCAAUUUUGAUGGUGAAUUUUUUUUGACAUUUUGUCAUGUUUUUGUUUUGUUUCUUAGUAACACGUAAUUUAUAACUGACCAGAGAUUAUUUGCUGUAAUGCAAUGUUGCAUGAUUCCAUCUCCCGAGUUUAAUGCACUACUGCCUAGUGGCUCUUUGUCUUCUUCGUCCUAUGGCUGUGGUGCGUAGCAGCAAGGUAUCAAAGUAAUGGUUGGUAGUGGUUUUAGUUGGAGAAGCUCCACCCCCCCCCCCCCAUGCUGAUUGUGGAGUCAGCAAUGCUUUGUGGUCCAUUGUUUGAUCCCCCAGCAUUUUAAGGGUUACACAACUUUGGUUUUGUGCCUUUUUAAAUGUCCACUGCUCUGUCGUUGUAAUUUUUUUUUUAAUGCAAUAAAAGCAAAAAAUGUUUCAUUAAAAUUGAUUCUGUGUAAA
Molecule: messenger RNA, 6143 nt
Organism: Pelobates fuscus (common spadefoot toad)
Lineage: Eukaryota; Metazoa; Chordata; Amphibia; Anura; Pelobatidae
Gene: IQGAP2
Product: IQ motif containing GTPase activating protein 2
Exons: 38
Coding region: 90-5075 (1661 amino acids)
Biological process (GO): regulation of GTPase activity; mitotic actomyosin contractile ring assembly actin filament organization
Cellular component (GO): cell cortex
Molecular function (GO): actin filament binding; GTPase activator activity; calmodulin binding
Source: RefSeq, a predicted model, not a curated record